CUAAACUACCCUAACACACAUUCAUUACACUGUGUCACACACUCACUCUUCUCUCUCUCUCUCUCUCUCUCCAAUGGAGAACCAAGCAAAGCGAAGCAAACAAUCAUCGAGUACUUCUCGACGAAGCUUGAAGAGAAAGCUUGAUGAAGAUUUCGAAGACGAUAAUCGCAAAAUCUCUUCUUCUCCAAUUUCUCGCGACGAUGAUGAUAAUCAUCAAGAUCUCGUUCCUGAGAUUCGUACGCAGGUUGACAUUCUAGAAUCUACUUUCUCAUCAAUUGAAGCAGAUCGUGCCUCUGCGAAACGUGCUAUUCAUGUUCUAUCCGAGCUUGCUAAGAACGAGGAAAUUGUGAACGUGGUUGUAGACUGUGGUGCUGUUCCAGCUUUGGCGAAGCAUCUUCAAGUGCCAUCCCUUGGGAGUGAAGGAGAUGGUGAACAGAUGCCGUAUGAGCAUGAGGUCGAGAAAGGAAGUGCUUUUACGCUUGGGCUUCUUGCAAUAAAACCGGAGCACCAGCAACUCAUUGUUGAUGCUGGAGCUCUGCCUCAUCUUGUGGGUCUGCUGAAGAGGCAUAAGAAUGGACAAAACUCUCGUGCAGUCAAUGGCGUUAUCCGGAGAGCAGCUGAUGCAAUCACUAAUCUUGCUCAUGAAAAUAGCAGCAUCAAAACUCGUGUUAGGAUUGAAGGUGGUAUUCCUCCUCUUGUUGAAUUGCUGGAGUUCGCUGAUGCAAAGGUGCAAAGAGCAGCUGCAGGAGCCUUGCGAACUUUGGCAUUUAAAAAUGAUGAGAAUAAAAAUCAGGCUAGUGGCUUUAUUCUGAUUUCUAAAAUUAUCUCUGAACUUCUUCUGUUAUCUAUUGUUGAAUGCAAUGCACUACCUACUCUUAUUCUAAUGCUGCGGUCUGAAGAUACUGCAAUACACUAUGAAGCGGUUGGAGUCAUUGGAAAUUUGGUGCACUCGUCACCAAAUAUCAAAAAGGAAGUUCUUCUUGCUGGAGCUUUACAACCUGUCAUUGGCUUACUUAGUUCAUCCUGUUCAGAAAGCCAAAGGGAAGCUGCCUUAUUGCUUGGACAAUUUGCAGCAACCGACUCAGACUGUAAGAUUCACAUCGUGCAAAGAGGUGCUGUACCACCACUAAUUGAGAUGCUCGAAUCCCCAGAUGCUCAACUUAGGGAAAUGGCAGCCUUUGCCCUUGGAAGGUUGGCACAGGACACACACAAUCAGGCUGGUAUUGCUCAUUGUGGUGGAAUAGUCCCAUUACUGAAGCUUCUCGAUUCAAAAAAUGGAUCGUUGCAACAUAAUGCUGCAUUUGCUCUUUAUGGGCUUGCUGAUAACGAGGAUAAUGUUACAGAUCUUGUAAAGGUCGGAGGUGUUCAAAAGCUUCAGGAUGGAGAAUUUAUUGUCCAACCAACUAGAGAUUGUGUAGCGAAGACAUUGAAAAGAUUAGAAGAGAAGAUUCAUGGACGAGUAUUGGGCCAUUUAUUGUAUUUGAUGCGUGUUGGGGAAAAGGUUAUUCAAAGACGAGUCGCUCUGGUGCUUGCCCAUCUUUGUUCACCAGAUGACCAAAAGACAAUAUUUAUUGAUAAUGGUGGAUUAGAAUUGCUUUUAGAGCUUCUAGAAUCAACUAACUUGAAGCACGAAAGAGAUGGUUCUGUAGCUUUAUGCAAGUUGGCUAACAAAGCCAGCUCACUUUCACCAGUCGAUGCAGCUCCUCCAUCUCCGACACCUCAGGUCUAUCUGGGCGAGCAGUAUGUAAAUAAUUCUACGCUAUCUGAUGUCACAUUUUUAGUUGAAGGCAAGCGGUUCUAUGCCCACAGAAUCUGUUUACUUGCUUCUUCUGAUGCAUUUCGAGCAAUGUUUGAUGGUGGCUACAGGGAAAGAGACGCGAAAGACAUAGAGAUUCCCAAUAUUCCAUGGAAUGUUUUUGAGUUGAUGAUGAGGUACAUAUACACAGGAUCCGUUGAUGUUAAUAUGGAUGUUGCACAGGAUCUUCUAAGGGCUGCUGAUCAAUAUCUUCUAGAGGGCCUUAAGCGCCUGUGCGAGUAUGCAAUUGCACAGGAUAUCUCUGUGGAAAAUGUCUCUCUGAUGUUUGAGUUGUCGGAGGCAUUCAAUGCAUUGUCAUUACGAAAUGCUUGCAUUCUCUUCAUUUUGGAGAAGUUCGACAAAUUAUGUGCCAUGCCAUGGUAUUCACACUUGAUUCAACGCAUGUUACCCGAGACACGUGCGUACUUUGAAAGGGCGCUGACCAGGCCAAUUCAAGCUGACCUCUGAUGUAGAUUUAGGUUCAUUUUUAUUCUUUGAUUAAAUGGAAAACAUCAGGUAAAAUGUACAGGAAGUGGGUGUUAUUGCACUCGUCUCUAAUUGCAAGAGUUAAAUGUAAUCUCUCAUCGAGUGCAAUUCCAGAUUUGUUAUGACGUUUAACGUAGCUUAUUAAGUUCAGUUGG
Messenger RNA from Lycium ferocissimum, 2436 nucleotides. Its product is annotated as ARM REPEAT PROTEIN INTERACTING WITH ABF2-like. Gene Ontology annotation, molecular function: protein binding. The transcript has 19 exons. Lineage: Eukaryota; Viridiplantae; Streptophyta; Magnoliopsida; Solanales; Solanaceae. The coding region runs from base 74 to 2263 and encodes 729 amino acids. The record is from RefSeq and is a predicted model, not a curated record.